Messenger RNA from Adineta ricciae, 4536 nucleotides. Lineage: Eukaryota; Metazoa; Rotifera; Eurotatoria; Adinetida; Adinetidae. The record is from the annotation of a GenBank genome assembly.
AUGAACACGCAUGUUCAAACUGAUAUACACUUGGAACAUACCUCUCCGAUUGAUCGAACUCAAUCAUCAAUUACAAGUGUACACACCAAUUCAGUUAAUGAGAAUACUGUCGUCAGGAGAAACCAUGAGAAACAGUUCACGCCCGCAAAAAAGGCGGGUAUAUUGUCUGUAACAUAUGUUUGUACAGCUAUGACAGUUGGCAUUUUUAUUGUAUGUUUAACAUAUAAAAAGCUAGAUAAAAGAUGUUUAAGUACUUUUGUGCCAACGAUAGGCAAUUCGGCGAGUUACAACUCUCGGCCUCGAUCGAUUGCACUAGCAGAUUUCAAUCAAGAUGGUAAAUUGGAUAUUAUUGUUACCAAUUCUGGUACAGAUAGUAUUAAAAUACUGGUCAACAAUGAUAACUAUACUUUUAUUGAUUCAAUAACGUAUUCAACUGGAUUGAAAUCUGUUCCACAUUCCUUAGUUGUGAACGAUUUUAAUAACGAUGGUCUACUUGAUAUAGUUAUUGGUAGAUAUGGUGCGAACAGUAUUGGUAUAUUUUUUGGUAAAUCAAACGGAACAUUUAAUAAUAUGGUAACCUUUUCGACUAUGAGAUCACGACCGUUCUAUCUUAGUACAGGCGAUUUCAAUAAUGAUAAACGAUUGGAUCUUGUUGUAGUCAAUCACGGUACUAAUAGCAUAAGUAUCUAUCUUAAUCAAGGUAACGGAACGUUCGCAAAUGAAAUAAGUUAUUCAAUGGGAUAUGAUUCUCUAUCAUACGCGACUGUCGUAGGUGAUUUCAAUCAUGAUAAAAACUUAGAUUUAGCUGUUGUAAAUUCCGGUAUCGAUAAUAUUGCUAUUCUUUUUGGUAUCGGUAAUGGUCAAUUUUCGUCUCCAACGUUUUACACUACGAAGUACGGUUCACAGCCUACUUCUCUUGCGUUAGGAGACCUUAAUAAUGAUGAUAUACUCGAUUUAGUUGUUGCUACUUCUGGCGUACCUAGUAUAAGCAUAUUCUACGGUUUCAAAAAUGGUACAUUUGCGCAACAGAGAUUAUUGGAACUCGAAACUCCUGCAUAUCCACAAUUUGUUGCUACCGGUGAUUUAAAUAAAGACAAUCAAACGGAUAUCAUCAUACUAGAUUCAAUCAAUGGAGAUAUUCAUGUACUGCUAGGUUAUGGCAAUGGAUCGUUUUCGAGUAUAACAACGUAUAUAACGAAUGAUAAUGAUUCUCCCUAUUCCGUAGCUAUCGGCGAUCUGAAUCAAAAUAACCGAUCUGACCUUGCAGUCACGAGCUAUACAACGAAUAAAGUUUUGAUUCUAAUGGAUUAUUCUUUUGCAUUUACUGUAGAUCAAAAUCAGUAUUCAUUGGGCCGAAAUUCUCGUCCAUCAUUUGUUGCACUAGGUGAUUUUAAUUCCGAUCAUCGAUUAGAUAUGGCAGUUACCAAAAUAAGCACUGACAGUGUUGGCAUUGUGAUCGGCUAUGGGAAUGGAAGUUUCUAUCCCGAAAUAACUUGUUCCUUGCCAACAGGAUCUUCGCCGACUUGCAUAUCUGUUGCCGAUCUCAAUGAUGACAAUCGAUCGGAUCUGGUCGUUUCUAAUUACGGUAAACAUAACAUCGGUGUUUUGUAUGGAUAUGGAAAUGGAAGUUUUAGCAAUAUGACGGCGUAUCCAACCGGUGUUGAAGCGUUUCCCAUUGCUGUUACUAUCGGUGAUUUUAAUAAUGAUAGCAUCUUAGAUAUUGCAGCUGCAAAUUUUCGCAUCGAUAAUGUUGUUAUAUUUAUAGGUAAUAGAAACGGAACUUUUGCCAAUGCAGUUAGUUAUUCAACAAGUGUUGGUUCAGAUCCCAGUGCCAUUACUACGGCUGAUUUCAAUGGCGAUAAUAUAUUAGACUUAGCUGUAGCGAAUUCUGGAAGAGGGAAUGUGGGCAUUUUAUUUGGAAUAGGCGAUGGUACCUUUAGCACAGUGAUAACAUAUUCGACAGGAUUUCAGUCGCAUCCCGAUUCGAUCACUACUGGUUAUUUGAAUAAAGACUUGUGGUUAGAUAUUAUCGCUGCAGAUUCAACAUCGGACAACGUUAUUGUACUACUCGGACAUGACAAUGGAACAUUUGGAGCAGCGACAUCAUUUACAGAUGACUCAUUUUCGAAUCCAUCAGGUCUUGUUCUAGGAGAUGUCAAUUAUGAUAAUUAUCUUGAUAUUGUCGUGACUAAUUUUGGCAAUGAUAAUGUUGGUAUUCUCGGUGGUGAUGGAAACGGUUCGUUUAUUUUAGCUCGGUCAUAUCAGUUACUGACUGGUGCUGGCCCAAAAGCAGUCAUUAUUGGUGAUUUCAAUAACAACACCCGAUGGGAUAUUAUUGUUACUGAAUCCGGUCUUGGUUCUGUCAAUUUACUUGUGAGAUAUAUUGGCGCUGAGUUUCAGACGGAACUGACGUAUACAACUGGUAGUGGAACACAUCCAUAUGGAGUAGCUGUCUAUGACCUUAAUAAUGAUAAUCGAUUAGAUAUCGUUGUUGCUAAUUCAGCAACUGACUCUGCGGGCGUCUUUCUUGGACAUGGUGAUGGCACAUUUGAAACACAGACGACAUUCGAUGUCGGCAAAAAUACUCAUCCUCAAAAUGUUGUCGUUGAUGACUUUGAUAAAGACAACAGAACCGAUGUUGCUACUGCCAAUACAAAUGGUGAUAGUAUAACUGUCUUGUUUGGAUUUGAAAACAAUAGGUUUGCCUCGACAGCAACGUAUCAGCUAAGACCUGGCGGUGCGCCGUAUGCGUUGGCCGUCGCUGAUUUUAAUGAAGACAAUAUAUUGGAUAUUGUCACUGUUAAUAAAGGAACAGAAAAUAUUGCGAUAUUUUUCGGUUAUAAAUAUAUGACAUUUAAAAGCCAACAAACAUAUUCGAAUCAAUAUUCUCAAAGACCAUCAUCGAUGACCAUUCGUGAUUUAAAUGGUGAUACAUACUUAGAUAUUGCAACUACAUUUGCAGCGAGCGACAGUGUUGGAAUCUUAUUUGGUAAUGGAAGUGGAACGUUUGGCGAAUUAACAAUGUAUUCAGUAGGUGUCAAUUCAUAUCCAUAUGAAUGUAUCGCCAUCGAUGUUAAUAAUGACAAUAAGACGGAUAUUGUUGUAGCGAAUGCCGGCUCAAAUACGAUAGGUGUUCUUCUGGGAUAUGGAAAUGGAUCGUUUGCUCCCGUACUAUUAUUUUCUACAGGUGAUGAUUCACAACCAUAUGGAGCUGCUGCGGGCGAUUUUAAUAAUGAUUAUAUAAUAGAUAUCGUUGUUGCAAAUUAUCGCGGCAAUAAUGUUGGUGUUCUGUUAGGACUUGGUAAUGGGUCAUUCAGUCCCGUCGUCACAUAUUCAACGAACGAUGGAUCUCGUCCACAGUCGGUAGCUGUCGGUGACUUUAAUAAUGACAGUCGACUCGAUAUUGCUGUCGCUAAUUAUCGUCGAGAUAAUAUGGCGACGUUACUAGGAAAUGGUGAUGGUACUUUUCAAAAUGCUGUUUUCUAUUCUACUGGAUAUCUUUCCAUGCCAACGUUUGUCAACGUUAAUGAUUACAAUAAUGAUAACAUAUCCGAUGUUGCUGUUAGUAAUAAAAAUGAUGAUACUAUUGGAAUUCUAUAUGGGUAUGGCAAUGGUACAUUUGCGCCCGUAAUGGAUUAUUCUACUGGUGAAGGAUCAAGUCCCCAGAGUAUCCGUUCAGGUGACUUUGAUAAUGAUCAACGAACAGAUAUUGCCGUUGCUUGUCCUGGAACAAACAGUAUGGUCAUUCUGUACGGAUCGAAUAACAAGCGAUUUCUGUUAGGAGCAUCCAUUUCAACUGGUUCAAAAUCUGGUCCCAUAUCAUUAGCCAUUGGUGAUAUUGACAACAAUGGUCGACUGGAUGUUGCUACCGCGAAUUAUUUGAAUGAUAAUGUUGGUGUACACUUAAGCUAUGGCACAGGAAAUUUCGGUGGUAUAUCACGAUAUCCUUUCGCCAGGGGUUCACUUCCAGUUGCUAUCGCUGUUAGUGAUUUUAAUAACGAUAAUCAUUCGGAUAUUGUCGUUAGUAAUUAUGGUACAGGUGAUAUAAACAUUAUUGAUGGUUAUGGUGAUGGAACGUUUGGUUCGUUGAUCAAAUAUUCUUUAUUGGAUGGUUCAACUCCAACAGCAGUCGCUGUCGGAGAUUUAAACCUUGAUAAUAAUUCGGAUAUUGUUGUCGUUGAUUCGGAAUUAAAUAACAUCUAUGUAUUUCUUGGAGAUGGUAAUAGUACAUUCGUUCUACAAAUGAUCUACUCAGUUGGUUUAGGUUCUCUACUUCGCGGGGUGAAUGUUGCUGAUUUGAACAAUGAUCAUUUCUUGGACAUCAUUGCUGUUGCUGCUGGUACAAGUAAAGUUUUGCUCCUACAAGGUUAUGGCAAUGGAACAUUUGGAAAUGAAACAUCCUUUACAUUAGGCUACAACUAUGAUCCAUACGCAGUCGCUGUCGGGGAUUUUAAUCAAGAUCAUUGGUCAGAUAUUGCUGUUGCCAACUAUGGUGGAGAUUAUGUAGAAAUUCUACUACGCACUUGCGCUGCUUAG